UCUUUCCUAACCCAACAGCGUUCAAAAAAUAAUUUAUUUCUUAUCGGAAAUUUCAUUCUGCCCAAAAAAUGAGCUUUGAUUUAUUUGUGAUUAAUGUGAGAGCAGGAGACACUACAAAAAAGUGACCAAAGAAAUGGUAAAUAGAAAGACCUCACCCCUAUAAUAACUCACUGUUUUUCGUGGUUACGUAGGGGUGACUUCUGCACAUUUAAGACAGGGAUUUUGGUUGUAGAGGAGGGAAUUUUUGAUAAAAAAUAUUCUGUGAUUUUCUCUUAAAACCCCUCGUUUUUAGAAAAGUCCUAUAUUGUGUGGACUCCAUUUUGGAAUUCUUGGAACGUUUGGAACUUCGAGAUGAUCUAAUACUGACAAUGCAACUGGUUUUGGGGUUCUAUGUUUGUGGGGAAGGGGGGAGCUCCAGGGGUCCAAAAGGCUCGAGGCAUUGUUAGUAGUGGGAGAAACUUGGGAGAGGAAAGAAGUUUGGGAAACUAUUUUUGAUGAUAUUUUUUACCAGAAGUUGUGUGCUCUUUUGAUCGAAUUUCCAACGUUUUUCAGUCUAAUCAUCUGUAAAAUGUAUUCAAGUUGUUUUUAACUUUCUCAAACGUCUGUGCAAUCAAAGUUCAAUUGCGUAUUGAGUGGCAAUAAGUUCUUUACCUGAUAAAAUGUAGAAUGUAAACCUAUUGUAGAAGAAAAGGUUUCACAUUCUCUUAUUAAGCUUUAGACACCUAUUAGUUUUGUGAAAAAUAAAAAAAAAGUAACGAAAUGUUAGAUCAACCACUUUGGAAAAUUUUUUGUUUUUGGUUCAUUUAAAAAUUAUCCAGAAACGAUUGAUUGUAGAGAAAAAAGAUAAACGUGAUUUUUGAUGGAGGAGACACAGUUAUGAAAAACCCAAUUUUUACUGGUUUUCCUCUGAAUUAAGGAAUAAAUCUGUCGAGAAUCUGUUGGUCUCGAGCCACGAAGUAUUGAGCUCGAUCAACUCUUCCUCCAUGGGCAGUGUUUCAUCAUCAAAAUCCCAUAACGAUCAUGGAAAUGAGGACGACAGUCGUCACGAUAACAUCGGUCGAGGCCACAAUGAUCACGAGAAAAAUCAUGGGGCGAGUCCCAAUGCAUCGCCCCAGCCCAGUCCCAAGAACACGAAGAGCAAGAAAUUCCCUUGGAAAAGUCAAGGCUCGAGCAGUGGAAAGUCGGGGAGCAAUGACCCCACUGAUAGUUCGACGAAGACUGACGAUCAGUCCACGGAGACUGCGAAGGGUUCGUCCGAUUCUACCGAGCACAGUCGCCCUGUUAACGAGGUCCGCAAGAGCGAGCGUUCAAAGAAAAAGUCAUCCUGGUAUAAUGUCCUCUAUCCCACGUACAAAUCUCGAUCUGAGGACUUUAAGAGGAUCUUCAAGGAUGUUCCAGACGAUGAACGUCUCGUAGUAGAUUAUUCCUGUGCCUUACAAAGAGAAAUAUUGGUUCAUGGCCGCUUAUAUGUCUCUCAAAACUACGUUUGCUUCUAUGCUAAUAUAUUCACGUGGGAGACAAUCGUUUCUCUCAGGUGGAAAGACGUUGCCUCAAUUACCAAAGAAAAGACAGCUCUCGUUAUACCAAAUGCAAUAUCAAUAUGUACAGAAACCGAUAAAUUCUUCUUGACUACGUUUGGCGCCAGGGAUAAGAGCUAUAUGAUGUUGUUUAAAAUUUGGCAGAACGCGUUGAUUGGUCAGCCCAUGAGCAAUACUGAGAUGUGGCAGCUAGUCCAUACUUGUUACGGAGAGGAAUUGGGCCUGACAUCCGACGAUGAGGAUUAUAUAUCUCCUUCUGCACAGGAAGAGGAGAAAAUUCCGUCGAGAUUAUCAAUAGAGUCGCUCUCAGAGCCUGAUCCACCGACCCCCGAUCAGCCGACCUCUCCCUCCGUACCCACGACUUCUCCAUCCUUUCCGCCUACUUCCACCGCUGACCUGAAUCCAGAGGCAACAGAUCAGAGUGACACGACCGAGAGCGACGCAGAAAAGCAAAACCUUCGUCUCGGUCUUUGUUCCCCUUCGGUCUGCACCUCGCCCCACGAGGGUCGAACAAUAAUAAACACAGCCCUUCCUAUCCACAUUGACCAGCUAUUCACUCUUCUCUUUACAACCUCCAAGUUCUUCCUCGACUUCCACAGAGCCCGAAAAACCACUGAUCUCAUUCAGUCCGAGUGGACCCAACACUCCGAAACCAACAAGAAGAUGAGAACAGUCUCUCUGACAGUCUCACUGACUCAGCCAGUUGGUCCCAGAAAGUCUCAGGUCACUGAGACUCAGAUUAUGCUGCCCUGCAGUCGUCCAGGUCACCGUUACUGCAUUGACGUGGAGACAAACAACGCAGGGAUACCCUAUGCGGACUCCUUCAGUGUUUUCAACCAUUUCUGCAUUGCAUACAUGUCGGAAUGCGAAACAAGUCUUCAGAUAUUUUCCGAAAUUAAAUUCAAGAAGCACGUGUGGGCGGUGAUGAGAGGAUUAAUCGAAAAGAACUGCUGGGCAGGAUUGGAUGAGUACUUCACCAGUCUCGUGAAGGCAUUGAGUGUCAACUGCGAGGAAGCUUCAGCUGGUAGUGGAAUAAAGAGGAAAACGAAACGGAGACGACGAGCUGUACCUGGUAAUAAUGUCCUUCAAGCACAUCCACCAGAUCUUUUGCCCCUCAAUCUGACAUCUGCAGCUACGGAAUUACCAUUAAAUUCUGGGAUAAUCAAGCCGCGAGAGGAGCCUAUCUCCAUCAUCAACUGGAUUCUACUGAUUGCUGUUCUGUGUUUGAUGAUUAUUAAUGGCCUGCUUUACUAUAAAUUGUGGGGCCUUGAGGAUGCCGCUGCUUACACUGUGAUGGAUCUUCAUGUGUUGAGGAAUACUCCCAAGACCGAAGAGGACUGGGUUCACCUUCUUCAGCAGCAAGAGAGCCUGCAUAAUGUGGAGAUGCGUCGCUGGCAGAGGAUUCUACAGACUGCAGCGCAAUUACUGAAGCAGACUGAGGAGUCACUUACAGAAUUGCAGAAGAGCAUGCAUCCCAUGGCGACUGACAAGAUUUUCUCGGUGCUCAAACCGAGUUUGAAGGGGUUGUACGGUGGCGAGGGAGCCCAGAGACAGCGCGACGAGGUCUGAGGGGCUGGGGGUAGUAUUUGAAGUGGUGGGGAUCAGAGCAUUUGGAGAGGGCGAGGUGUAAGGCAAAAUUUUAAGAAGCAUUUCCUGGGGGAGAAAUCGGAAAAGUCUCUUGAGGCUUGAAGUAUUACAAGAAAUGACUGGUCUGCAUAUUUUCUUAGGGAUGGAUCGAAUAUGUGAGGGUCAAAGGAUUCUUAAGGAUAUUUGGAUUUGCAGCUAAUAGUGUGGAGGGUCAACUGGCCCAAAUUGGUCCUCAACCAAAGACAAGAAUGUUUUUGGAAAUUUACUCAGCAGUCGUUUCUUCUAAUAUUUUUCUAAUUUUAAGUGGACAGUGCAGCAAUUUGGUAAAUCAUUACAGAUCUUUUCGAGAAAUGCACUAGAGGUCUACGAGUAAAUUGCACUCCACCACUUCACCGAGUGACUUGUAAUUAUUUGUAAUUAUUUAACGAAUUAAUUAAUUCUAAGUAUUAUUAUUCUUUUUCUAUCAAUUUUACCUCGUUUAGGGUACAGCUAUUCAGUGAUGGAUGAAGUUAAUUGCGUUUAUUUUGAUUCAGGAUACAAUCACUGAUGAUAUUUUUUGUAAGUUGAAAUAUUUUGUUUUGAUAAAUUUACAUUCUACGAUUUCAUUAGGUAGCUUCAAUGAAAACCAUCGGUAGUAGGUUACUGCAGAAUUAUCUUCAGGAAAAAAUGGUGAAUUAUUCUUUGCUUUAUUGGUAGGAAAAAACUGUAGUGAAAUGGUAAAGAUGAAUGUCUAAAUUCAAUGCAUUCCCAGGGCGUGUUUCAAAUUGAAAAUUAAAGACGUUUCCGCCCGAAACUACUAGAUGUCUAAAUAUUUAAGAAAUAAUCGGUGAAGAUACGAACCAUUACAAACCAGAAGGCAUUUUUUUCGAUUAUACUUCUAAAAGAAUGAGGUUUCAAGGAACAUGAUUGGCUAUUUCUUUUUAAUAAUUUAUGUUUUUAUAAAAAAUAACUUGUGGCAUUUGCUUUCAAAGCCUUUAGAUCCGAAAACAUCGCAAAAUAAGAUAUCUAGGAUAGAAAAAAAUUAACAUGCAUAUCCAAAAUGCAUUUUAGGAAUUUUUGGUUAAUAUGUGUGACAAAAAUAAUCAUUAAAAUUGAGAAAAAAUAUCAAUUUUUUCUAUAGAGAAUUGAAUUUUCAUGAGAAAGUCUUGAUAUGUUCUCGUAAACCAAGUAGAUUCUAAAAAAUUACAACAUAAAUGAUAAAAAUUGAAUGAAACAUUAAACUUGAGGAUUAAAAAAUGUUCCCCUUUUAUAUUUACAUUUUUAUUUACAUUUUUGCCGGCAUUUAGUUUCCUACAAAAGUAUUCCUCAGCCUUUUCCCCUUUACCAUUUCCCUAUGAGCUGAAAAAAAAUUUCAAAAAUAAACGAAAAAGUUGUGAAAUAUAUGUAAAUUAGUUAUGGAUCAUGUAAAUCCGCACAAUUCUCGAGGAGGAAUGAAUUCACAGUAGAAAACAUGAUGCAGCAUUGCCGACAAAAAUAAAUAUAUUUGGGUUGAAAAAUAA
This is a messenger RNA of Diachasmimorpha longicaudata, 4624 nucleotides long. RefSeq names its product protein Aster-B-like. Bases 984 to 3107 code for a protein of 707 amino acids. The transcript has 7 exons. Lineage: Eukaryota; Metazoa; Arthropoda; Insecta; Hymenoptera; Braconidae. The record is from RefSeq and is a predicted model, not a curated record. Gene Ontology annotation, molecular function: sterol binding; sterol transfer activity. Gene Ontology annotation, biological process: intracellular sterol transport. Gene Ontology annotation, cellular component: endoplasmic reticulum-plasma membrane contact site; plasma membrane; endoplasmic reticulum membrane.